GUCGCCUUGCUCUCGCUCUCGCUCUCGCCUCUUGCUCUCGCCCCCGUCUCCUCUCCUCGGGCGAGCUCGCCCGCCGCCUGCGCCGCGCCGAUCUUGGCCGCCGCUGCUUCCGCCGCAUCCUCACCGCGUUUAGUGGGGUCGUGUGACACCACGGGAUCCAAAGUGGAUCCGUUUCGACGGGGAUGGAAUCUGGGAGUGAGUUCUACCCAGGCGAAGGUCUACAGAUCGACCCCAAGUGGCUCAUCGAUCCAAAGCUUCUCUUUGUUGGGCCGCGGAUCGGUGAAGGUGCACAUGCAAAGGUCUACGAGGGGAAGUACAAAAACCAAAAUGUUGCCAUCAAGAUUGUGCACAAGGGGGACACCCCUGAGGAGAUGGUCAAAAGGGAGGGGAGGUUCUUGAGGGAGGUGACCAUGCUGUCAAGGGUGCAGCACAAAAACCUUGUCAAGUUUAUUGGUGCUUGCCUUCAGCCUGUCAUGGUGGUGGUAACUGAGCUACUAGUAGGGGGCUCUUUGCGCAAGUACUUGGUUGGCCUUCGGCCUAGGAGCCUGGAACCUCGUGUAGCUGUUGGAUUUGCAUUGGAUAUUGCUCGAGCCAUGGAAUGUUUGCAUGCACACGGGAUCAUCCAUCGUGAUCUUAAACCUGAGAACUUGCUGCUGACCGCUGACCAGAGAACAGUCAAGCUUGUUGACCUUGGUUUAGCAAGAGAAGAGACAUUAACAGAGAUGAUGACCGCAGAGACAGGAACAUACCGUUGGAUGGCUCCAGAGUUGUACAGCACAGUGACAUUGAGGCAUGGAGAAAAGAAGCAUUACAAUCAUAAAGUAGAUGUUUACAGCUUUGCAAUUGUGUUAUGGGAACUCCUUCAUAACAGACUGCCCUUUGAGGGCAUGUCUAAUCUGCAAGCUGCUUAUGCUGCUGCUUUCAAGAACAUUAGACCUAGUGCAGAUAAUUUGCCCGAGGAGCUGUCAGAAAUCCUAACAGCCUGCUGGAAGGAAGAACCCAAUGGAAGACCCAACUUCACCCAGAUUGUGCAAAUGCUUCUGCAUUACCUCUCCACCCUUUCACCACUGGAGCCUCUGGCUCCACCUCGGACGUUCAGUUCAGAGAAUGCAAUCCUGCCUCCCGAAUCUCCCGGGACGAGCUCGCUAAUGGCUUCUCGAGGCGACCUCGGCGACACGCCCAAGGGCAAGAUGGAAGACAAGCCAAGGGGGUUCUUUUUCUGCUUCAGCCAGUGCUAUUAGCACAGAGAUGCUGCAAGGAUGCUCCCCUGGAGGUAUGCAAUGCAAUUCUGCAAAUAUGAAGAGAACAUUACCACCUGAUGCACAGCGGCUCCGAUGGCGGCCGGCCCGGUGAGUCCCGGCGCCCAUAGCCAGCCUCCCCACCCCCAUCAUACCCAAAGAAUGGCACAAGUUCUUGUAGAACUGUUGUUUCUGCUAGUCAGGCCCUCUUCUUCUGACAUGUUUAACAUACCAGCCGGCAGGAUGAAUCGAGUAAGCCUUUGACUCCUGCUACCAAGUCAUCAUCAUGAAAAUAGUUCUUCUCGUAUAUUUUCGGUGGACAAGUUAUUCAAUGUCUAAACUGCUCAUCGUAUAGUAAUAAUCCCCAUUCAUCAGUUUUCUCCUGUACUGGAAAUCGUGGGGUGUUCCUUCUCUGUGGCUUCAUUGUUCUUAUUCUUUUCCUACUGUCACCGUCCCAUAAUAAUUUCGUUUUUCC
Messenger RNA from Oryza brachyantha (malo sina), 1713 nucleotides. RefSeq names its product serine/threonine-protein kinase STY13-like. Lineage: Eukaryota; Viridiplantae; Streptophyta; Magnoliopsida; Poales; Poaceae. The record is from RefSeq and is a predicted model, not a curated record. Gene Ontology annotation, biological process: protein phosphorylation. Gene Ontology annotation, molecular function: protein kinase activity; ATP binding. Bases 183 to 1241 code for a protein of 352 amino acids. The transcript is spliced from 7 exons.